Bacillus rossius redtenbacheri is the source of this 609-nucleotide messenger RNA. RefSeq names its product transcription initiation factor IIA subunit 2 (gene TfIIA-S). The transcript is spliced from 4 exons. The coding region runs from base 167 to 508 and encodes 113 amino acids. Gene Ontology annotation, biological process: transcription initiation at RNA polymerase II promoter; RNA polymerase II preinitiation complex assembly. The record is from RefSeq and is a predicted model, not a curated record. Gene Ontology annotation, molecular function: RNA polymerase II general transcription initiation factor activity; TBP-class protein binding. Gene Ontology annotation, cellular component: transcription factor TFIIA complex. Lineage: Eukaryota; Metazoa; Arthropoda; Insecta; Phasmatodea; Bacillidae.
CUCUGGUUUUGUUGUUGUUUUGCAUAUCUAUGGUCAUAUUAAUAUGAAAAUUAACCUAAGUUUGCAAAAGUAUCUGAAAAUCCGAAUGUCGUAAUAAGUAAGGUUUGCAUUUAUAAGAUAAGUUGUGAAAAUCGGUAACUUUUUAUUUUGUUUUUCGUUAUAAAAAAUGUCAUACCAGUUGUACAGAAAUACGACAUUAGGAAAUACGCUUCAAGAAAGUUUAGACGAAUUGAUUCAGUUUGGGCAGAUCACCCCGCAACUAGCUAUCAAAGUUUUACUCCAGUUUGACAAGUCAAUCAACAAUGCACUUGCUACAAGGGUGAAAUCCAGAUUGACAUUUAAGGCGGGCAAGCUGAACACGUACAGGUUCUGCGACAACGUGUGGACGUUCAUGCUGAACGACGUGGAGUUCCGCGAGGUGCAGGAGGUGGCCAAGGUGGACAAGGUGAAGAUAGUGGCUUGCGAUGGGAAAGGAAUGACAGAUGAGAACGUGCCCACGAAGCGUUGACCUCUUCAUCUGCAUGUAAUUAUUGUGUGGUUUUUUAAUCUUUAUGCUCUGUAAUGUGUAACCAAUUGAUGUAUAUUUAUUACACGCUGCCAUUUUAAAAA